This is a messenger RNA of Colletotrichum chrysophilum, 2070 nucleotides long. RefSeq lists its product as uncharacterized. NCBI's taxonomy places the organism in Eukaryota, Fungi, Ascomycota, Sordariomycetes, Glomerellales, Glomerellaceae. Bases 1 to 2070 code for a protein of 689 amino acids. Gene Ontology annotation, molecular function: polyamine oxidase activity; L-amino-acid oxidase activity. Gene Ontology annotation, biological process: amino acid catabolic process. The transcript is spliced from 2 exons. The record is from RefSeq and is a predicted model, not a curated record.
AUGGCGGCUCGGUGGUCUACCCUCCUUACUGCUGCAGCAACUCUCUGCCAAUCAGCAGUUGCAGAGCCUGUCUUCCGGGACACCAUCUCCUUCAAGGGGCCAUUUGAAGUCGAGAGCAAUGGCAUUCGCAACAUCAAUAUCGAGUACAGCGGAUCUCUCGAUGGCGAGCUUUCCAUUGUCUACGGCGGCUGCGACUUGAAGUCUCCCCAGGAUGCACACCACAAGAUCGGCCGGACCCACAUUGGAUCUCACCCGGCGGCCAAGCGUCAUCUUGAGUGGACUGACCAGCGGCCUACCAAGUUCGUUUGGAUGGUGCCUGAAGAUGUGACCUCGGGAUGUUUGCAUGCCUUUGUCGACAACCAGCUCGUCGGCCGUUCUACGGAGCACGUCGUCAAAAGCCGAAAGAUGAGGAAACGCGCCACGUUCGCUGACUCCACCGACCCUAUGGGUCCCUGGUUUGACGGCGUUGAGUACCUCAAGCAAAAGCAGCCCGAUGAGGUUUUUGUUGCGUCUGUCAAGAAUAAGACGUUUGGCAUCUUGGGUGCUGGUAUUUCCGGUCUCUACACUGGUUUGCUGCUUGACUCGGUUGGCAUCCAUAAUUGGAAGAUCCUGGAGUCGUCCGACAGAAUUGGUGGUCGCAUUCGCACCACUUACUUGAACGGCACCUCUUGGGAUGAGGGUCAACAUCAUGAACUGGGUCCUAUGCGGUUCCCCCAUUCGAUCCAUGAUCCCGAAACCAACGAGACAUACCCCAUCAACGACCAGAAGAUGAUUUAUCAGCUUGCUGAUGUCCUCAACGAGAUCAACAAGGACGCCGAUCCUGCCCUGCAAAUCAAUUUCAUCCCGUGGCUUCAGGUUUCGGACAAUGCGCCAGUUGCGACAAAGCAGCGUCGUCCCGAUGGCACGGUUCCAGGUCGCAAGGAAAUUGCUGCGGAUCCCUCGCUUCAGAGCAACACCACCUACUCCAACGCGACUGCCGUCAAGGAAGCGAUUGCAGCGCUGGAUGAUUUCAAGGACUUGACUCCUGAGAAGGCGAAGUUCUACGCCACCAAUGUCUUCCAGGCCCACAAGCAAGCCGUUGAGCAGGGUAUGUUCGACUUCAGCGAGGUUGAAUAUUUGAGAUAUGUGAUGAAGACGGACCUCAAUGUCACCGAUGAGGCUACCCCUUCCAACGUUGUCUGGCCGAUGUGGGAGUUUGAGACGGUCUACUUCAUGGCCAAUGAGUGGCGUACUGUUGAUGGUGGCAUCAGCCGUCUUCCCGCUGCAUUUGAGAAUAUCGUCAAGGACCGUAUUGCCUACAAGACCAAGGUCUUCAGCGUUCAGUACAACGAGGAAGAGAACAACCUAGACGUGACCUGGCGCCAGACGGGCAGCAACCCCUGGUUGAAGAACACCACCACCGAGACCUUCGACUACGUUUUCAAUAGCGUUCCUCUGAAUGUUCUCAAGUACUGGAAGCUGCCGCCUCACUCCAGUCUGAUGCGCCGCGCCAUCGAGCGCACCGUCUUCUUGGGUGCUGUAAAGGUUGCGAUGCAGUACAAGACCCGCUUCUGGGAGCACCUCGAGCACCCCAUCAUCGGUGGCUGUGGACGUACUGACAUCUACGGUAUUGGCCAAAUUUGCUACCCCUCUUAUAACAUUAAUGCCACCGGCCCUGGAGUUAUGCUCACUUCUUAUGCACCUGAUGCCGAUGCUGUUGUUGCCUGCUCAAUGCCUGCUGAGGAGCAUAUUGCAUACAUUCAGCAGGCCAUGGUUGAGAUCCACGGCCCGAUUGCAGACGAGAUGUGGACCGGCAACUACGAGCGUCACUGCUGGGAGCAGGAUGAGCACCACGCUGGUGCUUUUGCUGUACCUAUUGUUCCUCAGCAACAGCUCUACCUGCCUGCUUUCUGGCAGACCGAGUUCAACACGGUCUUCAUCGGUGAGGCCACGAGCUUCACCCACUCGUGGGUCUUCAGUGCUCUUGAGAGCUCUACUCGUGGCACUGUCCAGAUGCUGCUUGACCUUGGACUUGUUGAUGAGGCCAAAGAGAUUACUCGUACUUGGAUGGCCAGGUGGAUCAGCGUCUAA